Molecule: messenger RNA, 3567 nt
Organism: Gadus chalcogrammus (walleye pollock)
Lineage: Eukaryota; Metazoa; Chordata; Actinopteri; Gadiformes; Gadidae
Product: medium-chain acyl-CoA ligase ACSF2, mitochondrial-like
Exons: 16
Coding region: 380-2227 (615 amino acids)
Biological process (GO): fatty acid metabolic process
Molecular function (GO): medium-chain fatty acid-CoA ligase activity
Source: RefSeq, a predicted model, not a curated record
UGAAACGCACAGACCAAAUUAAAAGGUCAGAACACACGGAGCGGACGAAAUAAACCAUAUACGUCUACUAACUUACUCUAAAAUAAUGAUGUAAAAAGAAUUCUUGACCUAUGCCUAACUUUUAUACUGCAGAUAUGAAAAAAAGAAAAGAAAGAAGACACCCUGCUGAUAUUUCGUUUUGCAAGAACCUGUUUUGCAGGAGGCGGUGGUCCAUCCACCAUGGAUUACCAACCAUACCACUUUAGCCAUAACCAGCCGCUGCAAACUCACUCUGAAGUUAAAUAUUACACACCUGCUGUUGACAUUACAUGGUCAAGUCAAGAAGGUAGUACGGUCCACAGUUUGUCUUCACUCCUAUAGCCUAGUUUAACUCGGACCCAUGGCUGUGCAAGGAUCCACCCCACUGCUGCGGCUAUACCGACACCGCCUCGGAUUCUUGGGGGUCCGGCAACUCCUGCACGGCACAUGGAGAACCUGCAGCCCACGCGGGCUCCUGUCCUGCCGUUCCCUUCACGUGGAAGGGCCACCUCAUGUCCCCUCAGUGACCAGCAGCUGCGUCCACGGAACGUCCUCCACGUCGCUGGUCUACUCCACCAUCGGACAGUGCCUGCAGGCGGCGGCUCGCCGCUGGCCGGACCGCGAAGCUGUGGUAUUCCCGCAGGAAGGAGUUCGGAAAACCUUCGCCCAGUUUCAGGAAGAUGUGGACAAGACAGCGGCCGGACUCUUCGCUCUGGGCCUGAACCGAGGGGACCGGCUGGGAGUGUGGGGCCCCAACACGUACGAGUGGAUCCUGUACCAGUACGCCACGGCCAAGGCGGGCAUCAUCAUGGUGUCAGUGAACCCAGCCUAUCAGUUGAAUGAGCUGGAGUAUACCAUGAGAAAGGUCAAGUGCAACGCAGUGGUCUGUCCUACCCGGUUUAAAACCCAGGAGUUCUGCCAGAUGCUGAGAGAAAUCUGCCCGGAGAUAAACACAGCUGCCUCCGGAAGAAUCCAAAGCUCAAGGCUCCCAGACCUGCGGAUGGUGAUCGUCACGGACAGCAGACAGCCGGGGAUGCUCCAUGUAGAAGACGUGCUGCAGGCAGGGGAGAGCUCUCACCAUAAGCAGCUCCAGGAUCUGCAGAGCAAGCUGUCCUUCGACGACCCCAUCAACAUCCAGUUUACUUCGGGCACAACAGGAAGUCCAAAAGGAGCCACGCUGAGCCAUCACAAUAUCAUCAACAACGCCUUUUUCGUGGGUCAGCGCAUUGGUUAUGGAUGGAGGCCGAGUGUGCGGCUGUGCCUGCCGGUACCGCUGUACCACUGCUUUGGCUCGGUGCUGGGAGGGAUGUGCUUAGCCACGCACGGGAUCACGCUGGUCUUCCCGUCCGCCGGCUUCAACAGCCGUGCCAACCUGCAGGCCAUCCAGGACGAGAGGUGUAACUUCCUGUACGGUACACCCACGAUGUUCAUCGACAUGCUCAGCCAACCUGACCUCCAGCAAUUCGACCUUUCAUCAGUAGAAGCCGGAAUCAUGGCUGGAUCCCCCUGUCCUCCAGAGAUUAUGAGGAAACUUAAAGUGGAUCUGAACAUUCAAGAAAUGACGAUAGCCUACGGGACCACAGAGACCAGCCCGGUCACGUUCCUGGGGUUCCCGUCCGACCGAGAGGAGUUGAAGAUCAACACCAUCGGAUGCAUCAUGGACCACACCGAGGCGAAGGUGGUGGACCCCUCUACAGAAGAGAUGGUACCUCUGGGGGAGUCCGGGGAGCUUCUCAUCAGGGGGUACUGCGUGAUGCUGGGGUACUGGGACGACCUCAAAAAGACCUCAGAGGUCAUCUCUCCCAGCCGCUGGUACAAGACCGGAGACAUCGCCAGUCUGAACAGUUUGGGCUACUGCCGUAUAGAGGGACGCAUCAAAGACCUGAUCAUCCGAGGAGGGGAGAACAUCUACCCCGCAGAGAUUGAACAGUUUCUCCACACGCAUCCCAAAGUACAAGAGGCGCAGGUGAUAGGCGUGAAAGACGAGAGGCUGGGCGAGCAGGUGUGUGCCUGCAUCAAGCUGAAGGACGGCCAGACAUCGAGUGUGGAGGAGAUUAGAGACUUCUGCAAGGGGCAGAUCUCUCACUUCAAGAUCCCCCACUAUGUGAUGUUUGUUAAUAGCUUUCCUUUGACCGUCUCUGGAAAGAUCAAGAAGAACAAUUUGCGAGAGGAGAUUGAGAAGAAGCUGGAUAUGAAGCAGAAAGUCUGAUUGACUGGAGCGCUAGAAUGGAGGUGUAGAAUGGAGCACUGGUGAAAUUCACAAAAGUGCUUCUUAAGAUGCAUGUAAAAAAAAAGCAAUAUCAAGUCCAUACGAAUAUCCACAACUGCCAAUAGUUUUGUAUAAAUCGAGUUACUAUGUAUAGUCACUUUACCAUAGCACUCAAAUGUCAUUAAGGAACACAUGUCAAGAUUUACAAAAGCAAGACAGACACCUCUAUAUCCCCAAAUUAAUCACUACACUUUUUCACUCCCGAUAUAUUUGUUACAUCUUUUUCAAUAAAAAAAAAAUAGUGAUUCAACCAAAAAUACAUUAAUGCAUCAACGUAUGUUCUCAAAACUUUAUUUAACCAAAUUAGACAAACAUUUGACAAACAAGCCUAGAAUAUAACAUCUGACCACUGUGCAAAAAGUUAAAUUCAGAAGAAAUGUUUCAAACAUGCAAUUCAGUAACAGAAAUAAAUAGGAGCUAAAUAGCAAAGGUCAGUAUAUACAUAUGUGACAACCCAAGACAACCGGUGAGCAGUCUUUACAUGGAGCCAUACCAACGGGUCCAUCUGGAGCCUUUCAGUCUUCGUUCCAAAAUGUGGAAAUUCUAGCACUCACUUUCCGCUAAGGGCAAAUUAACGUUUUGCAUUUUCCGAAAAUGAGAACAGGAUUUAAAUCUAGCUUGCGGAUGUAAACUGAAGGCAACAUCAACGGAACAAGCCAGGAGAGGUAUUACAGUGAACUUACGGUUUGUCAAGACAGUAUAGAAAACGGUACAACGAAUGAAAUGUUAAACGCUUGCUUAACAUAAUCCUGUUAGUCAGGCUUACAGAAUAGAGUGAGCAGGCCCACAAACCGACACACGGCAUAACCAAAAAACUGCUCCCUGAAACGUCAAUGGCCAACCAUAGAGAAAACAAAACUUGAGCAAAGAAACAUUGUGAGAGAUCCCUCCUAAUACAGAACCAGCACAUAUCUGAACAUCACCAUCCAGGCCCCAUCCAGUAGAAACGACCCAUGGGCGUGCUGUCGCUACACGAGUUCCAACCGUUCGGUCAUUUAACGCAUGUACCGGCUGGCUUGUUAGGGAACACAGACAAGAAUAAAUCGCAACGCUCACUUAGAUAUUAUAAGAUAAACUCUGAACAUAACCCUUCAUAAAUACAUUCUAAAUUGAAAUGAGUUUAAACUGUGCAAUUAAAGUGAAAGUAAGUGGAACCAAAACAUUGGGAGAGCUGCAAUUAAGAUCCUUGUCGCGUGUAGAGGUUCCUCGAUGAACAAAAUGAACAAGUUAAUCAUUGAACUGCUUCAGAGCAGAGGUCGAGCGAGAGAGAGAGAGAGCAG